UAGCAUUCUAGGGUUUACAAGCGGUUCCUCCUUCCCCGCAGCCCCAUUCUUUCAUCACCCCAAGUGUACAACUACCACUGAUUUAUUGCUCGAGUCUCGCGUUCUCGCAGAAUCGGAAAAGUGCCGGAUUCCAAUCGGCGUCAGGGUUAGGGUUCGUUGGAAGGAAUUUUAUAUUCAGGGAUGGAGGAGAUUACGGAGGGAAUAAAAAACGUCAGCGUCACCGGCGGGGACGUUCAGAAGAAGAAUCGCAUUCAAGUCUCCAACACCAAGAAGCCCAUCUUCUUUUAUGUUAAUCUUGCCAAGAGGUAUAUGCAGCAGCACAAUGAGGUUGAGCUCUCUGGUCUUGGAAUGGCGAUUUCCACUGUAGUCUCAAUAAGUGAAAUUCUGAAGAACGAUGGAUUGGCUUUGGAGAAGAAGAUCACGACAUCGACGGUUGAUGUUCGAGAUGAUUCCAGAGGGCGCCCAAUCACAAAAGCCAAAAUUGAAAUUGUUCUCGGGAAGAGUGAUAAAUUUGAUGAGAUAAUUGCAGCAGCUGCUGCUGCAAAGGACCAACAAGUUGGCGGUGAAGAACAAAGCUAAAUUCUCUAGUAGUAAUUAAUUAAUGUUUUUGCUUGUUGUCAUCUUCUUCCUCCUUUGUCUAUCUCUUGCAUUAAAUUUCCUUCGUGCACCAUGUAGGUUUUCCAACCCUUCAAAAAGAAAAAAAAUGCUGGGAUAAGACAAGUUUCAUUCAUCAAAUAUUUAUGUAAUCAAACAAAGUUUUAGAAUCAUAAUACUUUUAUCGGUUCGAAGUUAACUUUCUUGAUAAUAG
This is a messenger RNA of Cuscuta campestris, 808 nucleotides long. The record is from the annotation of a GenBank genome assembly. Lineage: Eukaryota; Viridiplantae; Streptophyta; Magnoliopsida; Solanales; Convolvulaceae.